AUGCCGGAGCUGGCCAUGGUCACCGCGGCGAGGGCAAUCGCUGAGUGGGACCACCCUGCCGCGGACAUCACCCAUCUCGUCAUCUCCACCAACGCCGGCGCCCACACCCCUGGCGCCGACAAGCGGCUUGCGGCGCUCCUCGGCCUCCGUCCAGCGCGCCAUCCUCUACAUGCACGGCUGCUCCGCCUCGCCAAGGACAUCGCCGACAACACCCACGGUGCGCGCGUGCUCGUGGCCUGCGCGAAGGUCUUCCUCAUAGCGCCCGUCGCCCCCGACGAGGCCCACCUCGACACCCUCGUCGCCGCGUCGCUGUUUGGCCGCGGCGCCAGCGCCGUCAUCGUGGGCACCAACCCGAGAGCCCCCGUCAAAAACCCUGUCUUCCACAUGGUGUCCAAUCGAAUGGGAGUGAGAGCUAGGGUUUGGUAA
Oryza sativa Japonica Group (Japanese rice) is the source of this 426-nucleotide messenger RNA. RefSeq names its product bisdemethoxycurcumin synthase. Gene Ontology annotation, biological process: polyketide biosynthetic process. NCBI's taxonomy places the organism in Eukaryota, Viridiplantae, Streptophyta, Magnoliopsida, Poales, Poaceae. The record is from RefSeq and is a predicted model, not a curated record. Gene Ontology annotation, molecular function: acyltransferase activity, transferring groups other than amino-acyl groups.